Messenger RNA from Procambarus clarkii (red swamp crayfish), 1570 nucleotides. RefSeq names its product oplophorus-luciferin 2-monooxygenase non-catalytic subunit. The record is from RefSeq and is a predicted model, not a curated record. Gene Ontology annotation, cellular component: extracellular matrix. Lineage: Eukaryota; Metazoa; Arthropoda; Malacostraca; Decapoda; Cambaridae.
CAGCUGUGGACCAGCACACGCCACCUUGCUGACUGCGACACAGAGGCCGUAAGAUGGUGUUGAAGAUUGUGGUGGUGUGUGUGGUGGUGGUCCUUGGUGUGGGGGAUGUCACUCCCUCCUUGGUUAACCCCGUCCAGGGCUCGAACCCUCAGCCUAGAGAGUGGCCCUGCCCGGACGAUGCAGCGAUUUCGCCGUGUACCUGCAGCAUUACCGAAGAUUAUGAUAUGAAACUUGACUGCUCUCUUGUGACUAGUAAUGAAGAGUUGGCAAGAGUAUUUAGUUCUGUAUUUCCUUACACUCAAUUUUUGGAGCUGAGAAUUGUACAGGAUCCUAGUGAUCCUAAUUACGAUAUAAAUGCAAUCGAAACAGGAUUGUUCACAGGUUUCUCGUUUGAACGAAUCAUCAUUCAAGGGACGAAGCUUAAAGUGAUUGAAGAUCAUACAUUCACCGACUCCCAAGAUCUUCUUAAUUAUCUGAACCUUGCAAACAACGACCUAUACUCGUUUCCAUUUGAGGUGAUUACAUUGUAUCCGAAACUGGCCACUUUGAUCCUAGAUGACAACGCGUUUACCCAGCUGCCGUCCAUCCUGUCCUCCUCCAUAGAAGUCCUCAGCGUUAGCGGCAACGCAAACUUACAGCUAACUAAUUUCGAUGAUUUAACCUCACUGCAAGAAAUUUAUAUCGGAAGAAUUAAUCUCGAUGUGCUCCCACCUAAUCUAUUUAUGCAGCUGCACUACCUGAACACAAUUGAUGUACAAGGGAACGAGCUCACAGACCUGAACGAGUAUACCAUCGCCACCCCGAGCCAGACCCUGAAGACCGUCAUCGCAGACCACAACCUGAUCUCAACCAUCCACCACGACACCUUCCACGGGUUGGUGUUCAACGCGGAAGUAUCGAUGCGAAGCAAUUUAGUGAUUGAUCUCUUUGAGGAGUCGUGGAAGCACGUCUUCGACCAGCUCGUCCCUGAUGGCAUUCUCGACCUGGAAGACAACCCGCUGAGGUGCGGGUGUGAGAUGGCGUGGAUCAUGUUCUCGCCGGAGCGGGAGGACCUCCAGAUCAUCACCGACACCACCCUCUGCUCCAGCGGCGCCCAGGUCUCCUUCCUCGACGUGCAGUUCUUCUGUAAAUUCUGUGAUCACAUUGUCCCUGAUGUUUGUCCAUAAGGACAGUCUCGGGGCCACGAGGAGUCAUGGAGAACAUUAUGCAAACCUUUCCACCAGAUGUGACCUCUUGGAGUAAUGCUUCAUUUUAAAAAGUGUCGUAGCUUGAUGAACAGGAAAUAUUUCCUUAGUUUCCUUAUUUACGACACGAGAAUAGUAAAGAAUUAUUAAUGAAAGGCUUACUUGCUGCUUUAAGACGAAAAUAUAAUUGUAAGAUACGAGAACUGAGUGCAAAUUGUUCCUGUGAUAAAUAUGCCAGUUAUAAAGGUCCCCCACUGAUGUCUCCCGCUAAUGUUACCUCCACUAAGGACAAAUGUGUGAUCUGUGCGGCUAAUUUUUGUCUACACUUUCCUUGUAUUCAUCUUCUCUUGUUAUCUUCAGCUAAUAAUGAUAAAAUAAUUCAUAAA